Molecule: messenger RNA, 852 nt
Organism: Menidia menidia (Atlantic silverside)
Lineage: Eukaryota; Metazoa; Chordata; Actinopteri; Atheriniformes; Atherinopsidae
Source: the annotation of a GenBank genome assembly
AUGAGCAGGUGUUUAACGCGACGCAAAAUGGGCUCAAAAGUAUCAACCCACGGGGAAAAGUGCUACGACCACCGUGACCCCACGCUUAUGUUUGUGGACGAAGAGGACCAACUGGACUUUUUGUGCGAAGGUUUCCACUCCCCCAGAGCCCAGAUGUCCUGCGGUCACGCGGUGACCCCGACGUCUUUGACCAACUGGUGCCGGAAACAGUUGGAGCAGGGGGAAAGCAGGUUUGUGUGCGGCGCCUUUGGCUGUGGGGCUGAGUGGAUGUACGCGGAGGUCAGCAGAAUGGGCCUCCUGACCCCUGAGGAGAGGCAGUACUUUGAAAAAACGAUGGCUCGCAACUCCACCGAGACCAGACCGUGUCCUGGCUGCAGGACCCCGGUGGCCCGGGCGGGGGGCCCCGGCCUGAGGGUGCGCUGCGGGGCGUGCACGGCCACCAGGGGGCGCCCCUACGACUUCUGCUGGCAGUGCGGCAGGGAGUGGAGGGACCCCCAACCCCCCCACCCCCCCCAACGCCCCCCCCACCUGGGACCAGACCGGUGCCCGAACCCCGGCUGCCUGAACCCGUCCCUGGAGACGCUGUCCACCUGUCCGGACGUGGUUUUGGGGUGCGUGCGGGGGGGCGGGGGGGGGUGCCCCUCCAUCCGGGCGUGCCCCACCUGCGGCUGCCUCCUGGAGCACGGCAACAACAACUGCAAGCACCUGCUGUGCCCGCGCUGCCGGACAAAGUUCUGCUUCCUGUGCCUCAGGCUCUACGCCGAGUGCAGCCGGACCAGCAGCAUCACGGGGCCCUGCGCCUCCGGGGCGGCCCCCAGACAGACCCGCAUCCCCCACUGGGAGGAGAAGUGA